AUGGAUCCAGCGAAGUUCAAAAAUGAUUUCAUCUUUUGUUUGAAGAGGUUCAUGAUAGUAUUCAAGAGAGAACAAGCAGUGGAGAGGGCCCUGGACUUCAUCACAAAAUUUGCUUGCUCACUCAAUUCUGUUAAAAAUAAAGAGAACCUUCCAACUGCAACUGCUGAUGACGAUGAUGAUAUGCACCCAUUUCUGCUAGAUUUGUUCAAUUUCUUACUGCAGAGUCAUGAUGUAAGAUCAAAAGCUGUUAGAUUCAGAGUUUGUCAGCUGAUCAACAAAUUGUUGAUUGAUCUGGGAGACAAUGCAAACAUAGAUGAUGUCUUGUAUCAGCAAAUAUACGACAGCAUGCUUACCAGACUUUCUGACAUAUGCCCAGUGGUGCGGACUCAUGCAGUGCUGGCCUUGAAGAGACUGCAAGAUCCUGAAAAUGAUGCUUGUCCCAUCAUAGAAGCAUUCUUGACUUUGAUGUCUCAAGACAAGAACCACGAGGUGAGGAAGGCGGUGCUGAGUAGCAUUGCAGUGUGCAUGAAAACAUUGGAGCCCAUUUUGAAGAGGACCAGAGAUGUCAACCACCAAGUCAGAAGGAUGGCCUUCAAAAUUAUUACAGAAAAUGUCAAUGUAAAAAUUUUGACCAUUGCUCAAAGAGUUUCACUGAUAAGAAAAGGACUCAAAGAUAAUAAUGAUCAAAUCCGAGAUGUGUGUACUAACAUCAUGAUUCAAUCCUGGUACCGGAUGAUGGACCAGGACAUUUUUAAACUACUUAGCGUUUUGUUUUGUCAAAAUUAUGUUGACGAAUGCUCUGAACUUCUAUUAAAAGUUUUUUUUGACAAAAAAACAGCACAGCAACUAGUUGAUGAAUUUACUUUGUUAGAUGAAAGGCACUGCAUACCCUUGGAUAAGAUGACAUGUGAGAAUGUUUUGUACUGGCAAGUUUUGUGUCAGCAUAUAAGAAGUAUGGGAGCUAAGGAAGAGGUGAAUCUAGACAGAUUGAUGCCCACAUGUAUUGGAUUUGUCAAGUACUUCAAAGAAAUCCUUGCGAACAUGAAGAGAGGGAAUGCAGUAACAGAUGAAGAGAUAGUGAUGCAAAAGAAAGAGGAGUUCAUGCUUUAUCAGGUGGCCAUUAUCAUGGGAUACCUUGAUGUAUCUGAUCAGGCUGGAAGGUCAGCACUUUCUGAAGUGAUAAAGAGCACGUUAAUUGAUCCCAGCAUUCCCAACAAAGUAUUGGAGCAGUUGAUCAAGCAGUUUGUGAAUCUUUACAGUGACAUGAACCAGUUAGUGGCAAAGAUGUCUGAAGUUGUAUCAGAUAUUUUACAGAUGAGUUACAAUAAGGAUGGUGGCAUGGAAAUGGAACAGACGAUGGAGGUUGAUGCAGAGAAAAUGAAGAAGUUAGAAAUGGAAUUGGCCAAAGUGAGUGUUGAGCUCAUGCAUCUUCAAGACGUUCUUGAAGAAAGAGUGAAAAAUCAAGACUUUGUUGGUGCAGCUGAGGUUAAGGAAACCAUUAAUAAACUCAAGGGAGACAAAGUCAGACUUACUGAUGAAAUGAGCGUUUCAGGGAAUCAGGGGAAAGAUUUGAAUAUUAUGAAUGAAGAUGAAGAUGAGACGGAAAGAUCUCUCCUCUCGCAAGCGACAACUGAUCCCAUCAAAAUGAAGAGAUGUCUCAUGAUUGUCGCUGAAAUUUUGAAGUACACCAAAGUCAACAAAAUUGUGCCUUCACUGCUCACCAUUCUGGACAAUCUGGUUAUUCCGGGUGUUGUGUCGGUGAACAGUGAGGUCCGAGAUAUGGGUGUGAAAGUUUUAGGGUUGUGCUGCUUGAGAGAUGUCACAAAAGCUCAACAGUACUGUCCACUUCUUUUUCAGGUGCUGGCUGUUGAUCGUGAAUCAGUAAAAUUAACAGCUUUGAAGGCAAUAUUUGAUAUGCUGUUGUUUUGGGGCUUGCCAGCUAUUAAUGAAAAACCAAAAGAUGGUGACAUUGAGGAGGAUAAAGAGGACGAUGUUUACAAUGUUACAAAAUUAUUCGACGAAAAUGCACAGUCAAGUGGAGAUGGAAAAACAAACUCAAACAUUGUUGAAGGUCUGCUAAAAUAUCUGGAUAGUGAGGUAGAAGAGAUAAGAACUACAUGUUCUGUUGCAUUUGCUCGAUUGUUAUAUUCCAAUCGCAUCAUAUCUCCUUCUCUCAUCUCCAGGCUGCUCCUUAUAUGGUACAAUCCGAUGACUGAAGAUGAUACCAAGCUUAGAGUUGAAUUGGCAUCGUUCUUCAUCAAUUAUUCUCUCAAAUCAAAUCCUUUGUAUCAAGUUAAGCCAUCCAAUGUUGCUGAACUGUUUGUGAAUUUGUCACAUCCCCAAAAUAUGAAGCAGAACAAUCAACAUGAAGAAAUUCUUUACGACAAAACUCCUCACGAUGAUAUGGCCAUCUCGCUCUGCAAUGAGAUAUUAUCAAAUCCACAUGAUACUAAGAAGGUCUUGGUCUACUCACGAACUCUUAUGUUGUUGAGUGUAUCACCAAGCAACAGAGAUGUCCUUAAAAGUCUUAGGGUUCUUGCUAAGAAAAUAAUCAAAUUGGUGGAAGACAGAACGAGCAAGAUAGCUAUGAUUAAAUUUUCCAAGAGCAUAAAAAAGAUGCUGAUGAGUUUGGAUGAUAUAGAUGCAGACCUCUCCCAACUUGAUGAAACCUUGAUUGAUGUUGAUUCUGCCGGCCUUGAAAAUGACGUAAUGAGUUUUUAUACAAGUAUCUCAGAGGCUACAAGUGCUCCAGUCGAUUCUCAGGCCUCCGCAGUGAGUGAGGCAAUCUCAAAUUCAACAGCAACGUCAAAUGGGCGGAACACAACCACAUCAAAAAGAUCAAAGUCUAGCAAAGCAGCCAAAAAUUUACCGAAUGUUCAAGGUAAAGAUUUAUCUUCGAAAGAUGCUGAAAUUGAAGAAGAGAAUAGCAGUGAUGACUUCACACCACCUGCUAAAAGAAUUGGUUUGGCUAGAAACGCCAAGCAAAGUGGUAAAGCCAAAGUUUUAGUUAAAACAGUGCAUAAAGCGCCAAAACUGCCCGCUACUCACCAAAUAAUGAACGAAUUGUUUAAAGGCCUGAAAGAGUCUUCAGGCACACGAGAAAUAUGGAAAGCUAGUUUUGCUUCCAAAAAAUCAUCUAAAGCCGCUUUGUACGCCCAUGAUUUGUGUGAUAACAUUUUGUAA
Helobdella robusta is the source of this 3183-nucleotide messenger RNA. RefSeq lists its product as hypothetical. The record is from RefSeq and is a predicted model, not a curated record. NCBI's taxonomy places the organism in Eukaryota, Metazoa, Annelida, Clitellata, Rhynchobdellida, Glossiphoniidae. Gene Ontology annotation, cellular component: condensed chromosome; condensin complex; cytoplasm. Bases 1 to 3183 code for a protein of 1060 amino acids. The transcript is spliced from 20 exons. Gene Ontology annotation, biological process: mitotic chromosome condensation.